AUGGCCAACUCGGGCCUCCAGCUCCUGGGGUACUUCCUGGCCCUGGGCGGCUGGGUGGGCAUCAUCGCCAGCACGGCACUGCCGCAGUGGAAGCAGUCCUCCUACGCCGGCGACGCCAUCAUCACCGCCGUGGGCCUCUACGAAGGGCUGUGGAUGUCCUGCGCCUCCCAGAGCACCGGCCAGGUGCAGUGCAAGCUCUACGACUCGCUGCUUGCCCUGGACGGUCACAUCCAGUCCGCUCGGGCCCUGAUGGUAGUGGCUGUGCUCCUGGGCUUCGUGGCCAUGGUCCUCAGUGUGGUCGGCAUGAAGUGCACGCGCGUCGGGGACAGCAACCCCAUCGCUAAGGGCCGCGUGGCCAUCGCGGGGGGUGCCCUAUUCCUCCUGGCAGGCCUCUGCACCCUGACUGCGGUCUCGUGGUACGCCACCCUGGUGACCAGGGAGUUCUUCAACCCCAGCACACCUGUCAACGCCAGGUAUGAAUUUGGCCCCGCCCUGUUCGUGGGCUGGGCCUCGGCUGGCCUGGCCAUGCUGGGAGGCUCCUUCCUCUGCUGCACGUGCCCUGAGCCUGAGAGAGCCAACAGCAGCCCGCAGCCCUACCGGCCCGGCCCUUCGGCUGCUGCCCGAGAACCAGUCAUUAAAUUGCCCGCCUCCGCCAAGGGCCCCCUGGGUGUGUAA
Messenger RNA from Lepus europaeus (European hare), 675 nucleotides. RefSeq names its product claudin 19 (gene CLDN19). The record is from RefSeq and is a predicted model, not a curated record. Gene Ontology annotation, cellular component: bicellular tight junction; plasma membrane. Lineage: Eukaryota; Metazoa; Chordata; Mammalia; Lagomorpha; Leporidae. Gene Ontology annotation, biological process: bicellular tight junction assembly; cell adhesion. The coding region runs from base 1 to 675 and encodes 224 amino acids. Gene Ontology annotation, molecular function: structural molecule activity. The transcript is spliced from 5 exons.